Molecule: messenger RNA, 1676 nt
Organism: Linum trigynum
Lineage: Eukaryota; Viridiplantae; Streptophyta; Magnoliopsida; Malpighiales; Linaceae
Source: the annotation of a GenBank genome assembly
GAAAAGAAGGAGAAAGAAAAAGAAGGCCAAGAAUAUGCUUUACUCUUCUCUGUAAAUAUACUUCCUUUUCUUUUCCCCCUCUCUUCAAUCCCUUCCUUUUUUUCUCUUCCGCUUGCUCCGAUCCUUUUCUUUGUUCUCAACAACGUUUACUCCCUCCGCUGCCUUCCCCCACCCACCGCCGUGAUAAUUUCCGUCGGUUAUCCUUUCAUUUCCAGGAAUCUUUUCUUUCUUUUUCUCCUCUGGUAGUUGAGCGGACAUGGAGCUUUUUCAGGAGCUCGUGCUCACCUUGCUUGUGGCAGUUCUCUCCUCUUUUCUCAUCGCCAAAGUCGUCUCUAAAGCUACCGGCGCCAGUCCCGGUCACGUGGACGAUUCUUCCGAGGCCGCUUCCCCUGCCCGAAGCCGUGAUCAGAAGGAUUCGGGAGACGUGAGUGAACAAGUUAUCAUGGAGGAAUUGAAUUACGCAGGAAAAUUGGAAUCUAGGGGUCUCGAGAGCGAAGGAAGAGUCGAGUUUGUUGCUGAAUCGGUGGAUAGAGUUGAGGAAUUCGUCGGAGAACCUGCUCCGAUUGACGAGGAAAUGAGCGGAAAUGAAUGCCGUGAAUUGACUGGGGAAGUUGUUCCGACAGAGGUGGAGCAGAGAGGAGAAACUGAAAUCGUUGCCCAAGAGGCGAAAGAAGGUGAAGCGGUUGAGAUGGAAUCAGCUCAGCCGCCUGAGGAAAUUACCACGGCGGUGGCGGAGGAAUCGAGCGAUGAAGUUGUUGGGGGUGAGAAAGUGGAGAUUGAGAUAGACGAUGAUUGGGAAGGGAUUGAGAGGACCGAUUUGGAGAAAGUGUUUGCCAAGGCAUCCAAAUUCGUGGAGUCGGGAUAUGGGGAAGAGAAGUUAGCAAGCGUGGGGAGUGAUGUGCAGAUGGAGUUGUAUGCUCUUCACAAGCUUGUUACUGAAGGGCCUUGCCAUGAACAGCCACCAAUGGCGCUCAAGCUCUCUGCUCGUGCCAAAUGGAAUUCUUGGCAAAAGCUGGGGAAUAUGGAUCCAGAAGCGGCGAUGGAGCAGUAUGUCACUCUUCUAUCCGACAAUGUCCCACGGUGGACUGAAGAAAAAACUACUGGAGAUGAUGAUGAAGCCCCGUCAUCUGAGGCUCUAGAGUCCAGUGAUUCAGCUGCAGAUAUUUCCUCACGUGCAUCCCAUCACCCUACCUUCCCUUACGAACGUGGUUCCGAACUGAAGCAUGAUUACGAGACAAGUGCGCCGAUGAGUGGUGACUUAGAUGCCAAAAAUACGGUCAAGGAAUGACGAAUAGCCUUUGACUAUUGGCGCCCACCACCACCUAAUCUGCUUCCAACCACAAUUUCCAGUUGCUGCUUCAGUGCUGCUUUCCCUCACCACCGACACUUAUUCGUCGAACGGGAAAAGGGGAUUCUUCGUCCAAGUACGGGUUUAUCUGCUGUAUCUAUUAUGCAUACGGUAAUUUAUUUCAUGAUCCAUUGUCACUCCCCCUUAUGUUUGCUUGACAUUCCAUUAAAGAAGAAGUAAGAUAGGAAUGGUGGAAUGCAUUCUCCAUAUCUGCUGCUGCUGCUGCAUGUGUAAAUAAAUACACAAUGUAUAUGAAGUAAACUAAUCUGUCUCUCUCUAUAUAUGGAAGUAUAUGUUAUCAUCAGAUUAAAAAACGAUGGCUUUCUGA